Fraxinus pennsylvanica is the source of this 2130-nucleotide messenger RNA. NCBI's taxonomy places the organism in Eukaryota, Viridiplantae, Streptophyta, Magnoliopsida, Lamiales, Oleaceae. The record is from the annotation of a GenBank genome assembly.
AUGUACGAGGCCGAAUCGAGGUUGCCGGGGUGGAUGAGAGAUUGGACACAGCUGUGGAGGUUGAGGCGAAAACCAACAAGGGCAGAGUCUAAUGACGGANUAUAUACUGAGCAACAAAACAAUGCAACCCCAGAACCCCAGAGUUCACCCAAACACUUCAAAGAAACCAUGGGUACAUUGCCUGCUGAGAACUCCACAAUGGAGUUGCAGCAACUUGAUCUUGAUGCCGCUGCCCCUGGCCGGGCUGAGAGGGCUAAAUGGUUGCUCAGCUCUCCCAAUCCGCCAAACCUAUGGCACGAACUCAGCAGCUCCAUAAGAAAGACUGUUGUCCCUCAAGAAAGGAAAAAACAACCUCGGACUAAAGUCCAUGUUUUAUUCUUACAAGGCCUAUUUCCAAUCCUCAAGUGGGGAAGGAGUUACAACGGUACGAAGUUUAAGAAAGAUUUAAUGGCUGGGUUAACUCUUGCAAGUCUUUGUAUACCUCAGAGUAUUGGAUAUGCUAACCUGGCAAAACUUGAUCCUCAAUAUGGCUUAUACACCAGUGUUGUCCCUCCUUUGAUAUAUGCUUUGAUGGGGAGUUCAAAAGAGAUUGCCAUUGGUCCAGUGGCUGUAGUUUCAUUGCUUCUGUCAGCAAUGAUACAAAAAGUUGUAAACCCUUCAGUUGAUCCUGUUGCCUACAGAAGCCUUGUUUUCACCGCCACUUUCUUCACUGGUGCCUUCCAAGCUGUUUUCGGAGUUUUCAGGUUGGGAUUUCUUGUUGAUUUUCUAUCACAUGCAGCCAUUGUUGGAUUCAUGGGAGGUACAGCCAUUGUAAUAGGCCUCCAACAAUUAAUGGGAUUGCUGGGAAUUAGUAAUUUUACAACCAAAACUGAUGUGGUCUCUGUAACGGAAGCUGUUCUUAAAGCACUUCAUCAUUCUUGGCAUCCUUUGAAUUUUGUGCUUGGCUGUUCAUUCCUCAUCUUCAUCCUAAUUACCAGAUUUAUCGGCACAAGGAACAAGAAACUUUUCUGGUUACCAGCCAUGACUCCUCUUUUCUCAGUGAUAUUAUCCACUUUAAUAGUUUACUUGACAAAAGCUGAUAAGCAUGGCAUCAAAAUUGUAAAACAUUUCAAAGGAGGCCUCAACCCAAGUUCAGUUCGUCAACUAAAAUUUGGGGGUCCACAUGUUGGAGAAGCAGCAAAAAUUGGAUCAAUAUGUGCCUUAAUCGCUCUCACUGAAGCCAUUGCAGUUGGGCGAUCUUUCGCUUCCAUUAAAGGGUACCACCUGGAUGGGAACAAAGAAAUGGUAGCCAUGGGUUUCAUGAACAUUGUGGGAUCUCUUGCUUCCUGUUAUGUUGCAACUGGUUCAUUCUCAAGGACUGCAGUAAACUUUGGUGCAGGCUGUGAAACAUUAGUGUCAAAUAUAGUUAUGUCUAUAACGGUGGUUGUGUCCCUGCUGUUAUUCACCAGGCUCUUAUAUUACACUCCACUUGCCAUUCUAGCAUCAAUCAUAUUAUCUGCUUUUCCCGGAUUGAUUGAUUUAAAUGAAGCAUAUAAUAUAUGGAAGACGGACAAACUUGAUUUUAUUGUUUGCCUUGGUGCCUUCUUUGGGGUCUUAUUUGGCUCCGUUGAACUUGGACUUCUUAUUGCGUUGGCUAUCUCAUUUGCUAGGAUAAUAGUGGAAUCCAUUAAACCUAGUACACAAGUACUAGGAAGACUUCCAGGAACAGAUAUAUUCUGCGACAUCCUGCAAUAUCCUGUGGCCACUCAAAUUCCAGGAAUCUUAAUUAUAAGUAUUAGUUCUGGAACACUUUGUUUUGCAAAUGCUAGUUUCACCAGAGAAAGAAUCCUGAGGAGGGUCUUCGACGAAAAUGAGGCUAAAGAAACUACAAAAGGAGGAAUUCGGAAAUUAAUCCUCGACAUGUCCAAUGUAAUGAAUAUUGACACUUCUGGAAUUCAUUCCCUAGAAGAACUGCACAAGAAACUGAUUUCAAGUGGCACAGAAAUGGCAGUGGCAAAUCCAAGGUGGCAGGUGAUAACCAAACUGAAAACAGCAAAAUUUUUAGACAAAAUUGAAGCAGGGCGGGUUUUUUUCAAUAUAACUGAUGCAGUAGAAUAUUGUCUGCAUAUAAAUGUUCUGGGUAACUACUAA